UAAUAAGGAGACGCGCGCCUGCGCACGCACACCCGCCGGCAGAUCAACGUUCGCCACAGACCUCCAAAAGAGAACAGUCGUUUAAAACUGUGUGUAACCGGCAGUUGAGUAUUGUAUAGUUCAUUGUUCUUCUGGAUUAAUUCAAUAUGGCAUCGGGUGUAACAGUGUCGGACGCGUGCAAGACCACAUACGAGGAGAUCAAGAAGGACAAGAAGCACCGUUACGUGAUCUUCUUCAUCAAGGACGAGAGGCAGAUCGAUGUGGAGGUGAUCGGAUCGCGGGACGAGGAGUACGACCAGUUCCUCACCAACCUGCAGGCAGGCGGGGCCGGCGAGUGCCGCUACGGCCUCUACGAUUUCGAGUACAUGCACCAGUGCCAGGGCACGUCCGAGUCCUCCAAGAAACAGAAGCUCUUCCUCAUGUCGUGGUGUCCCGACACCGCCAAGGUUAAGAAGAAGAUGUUGUACUCUAGUUCAUUCGAUGCGCUGAAAAAGUCGCUGGUGGGCGUGCAGAAGUAUAUCCAAGCAACAGAUUUGUCUGAGGCUAGCCAAGAAGCCGUUGAGGAGAAACUCCGAGCCACCGACCGUCAAUAGUGCGCACGCGUGGCCAAUUUUGUAUAACCUCGUGACUGUCUAACUCACGCACCGAAACUACCAUGGUGUAUUAUUUAAUAUAAGAUUUUCAAUAUUUAAUAUUGCUUCAUUUUAAAAGUACCGUAACUGUGUAAUUAUUUGAGAAAAAUUAUAUAUCUGUAUUUAAUAUGCAGUAAAAAUUUUCACAGACAAAUACAACCCAUGUUCUUUAUUUGUAUCUACUAGGUAUAUCCAUUUUUUUUUGUUUUUAUUUUACCUUUCCAUAUUUUUUAUUUAAUAAAAAGAAGUAUGCUAACCGAG
Messenger RNA from Aethina tumida (small hive beetle), 893 nucleotides. RefSeq names its product cofilin/actin-depolymerizing factor homolog (gene tsr). Gene Ontology annotation, cellular component: actin cortical patch; cytoplasm; actin cytoskeleton. The record is from RefSeq and is a predicted model, not a curated record. Gene Ontology annotation, molecular function: actin filament binding. The coding region runs from base 147 to 593 and encodes 148 amino acids. NCBI's taxonomy places the organism in Eukaryota, Metazoa, Arthropoda, Insecta, Coleoptera, Nitidulidae. The transcript has 3 exons. Gene Ontology annotation, biological process: actin filament fragmentation; cell motility; actin filament severing.